Molecule: messenger RNA, 8356 nt
Organism: Thunnus maccoyii (southern bluefin tuna)
Lineage: Eukaryota; Metazoa; Chordata; Actinopteri; Scombriformes; Scombridae
Gene: myt1la
Product: myelin transcription factor 1-like, a
Exons: 24
Coding region: 258-4154 (1298 amino acids)
Biological process (GO): regulation of transcription by RNA polymerase II
Cellular component (GO): nucleus
Molecular function (GO): DNA-binding transcription factor activity, RNA polymerase II-specific; RNA polymerase II cis-regulatory region sequence-specific DNA binding; zinc ion binding
Source: RefSeq, a predicted model, not a curated record
AAGAGAGCGAGAAGGGUAGAGAGACCUUGAUAGAGACCCGAAAGAGAGUGGAGAGUGAAGGAGGCUGCAGACUUUCCAACCAGAGAGGAAGAGGAGAGAGGAGGAAGAAGAGACAGAGAGAUAGAGGAGUCUCCAUCUUCGCCAUUUCAAUCAUGACUCUAGAAGAGGAGGUCUGAAAGUAAAGACUCUAUAAAGACUCUUCAGCUACGAGACCAGCAGCAGUAGCUCGAGGUGGUGCCACACCGAGCUCCGACCAGAUGGAGGUGAAUGCAGUUGAAAAACGCCAUCGAACACGAUCCAAAGGAGUCCGAGCAGUAACACAGGAGUUAUUCAGCUGUCCCACCCCAGGCUGUGAUGGCAGCGGUCACGUCAGCGGGAAGUACGCCAGACACCGCAGUGUCUACGGCUGCCCGCUGGCCAAGAAGAGGAAGGCUCUGGAAAAACAGCCGCUGGAGCCGGCUGCCAAGAGGAGGCCCUUCCUCACCUCCUGCCCGGGUGAGGAGGAGGAGGAGGAGGAGGAGGAGGAGGGCGUUGGCUCUUACACCAACUAUGAUAACGAAGCCAUGGAGGUAGGGGAGGAGGGGAAGGAGCAGGGGGAAGUAAUAGAGGAGGAGGAGGAAGAAGAAGAGGAAGGGGAGAGAGGAGAUGAGGAAGAAGACGGAGACGUCGAGGACGAGUUCUCGGAAGACAACGAGGAGCAAGGGGAAGAGGAGGAGGAGGAGGAGGAAGAGGAAGAAGAGGAGGAGGAGGUAGAGGUGGAGAGGGCCGACGCGACGAUGGGAGGAGAGCGGGCCGAGAUGGAAGCCGGGAUGGACGAGGAGGAGGAGGAAGUGGAAGACGGGGAUGGUGAUGACGAGGAGGAGCAGGAGGAUGAGGUAGAGGAAGACGAGCAAGAGGAGGAUGAAGAGGAAGAGGAGGAGCAGAAUCGUCAGCAGGAGAACCACUACAAACCCAGUGGACAAUCAAAGCUCAUUCCAAUUCAAAAGGACGACAACAACAACAGCUGCACCAUCAGCGCCGGCAACGGCACCGGAGAGGAUUACGAGAACUACGACGAGUUGGUCGCCAAGUCGCUGCUCAACCUGGGCAAGAUCGCAGAAGACGCCGCCUACCAGGCCAUGACCGAGUCCGAGAUGAACAGCAACUCUUCCAACAGCGCCGGGGAGGACGAAGACGACGAGGAGGACGAUGGCAGCGAGCAAGGCGACAGAAAAGGCGAACUGAGCGUGGACCUGGACAGCGACGUGGUCAGGGAGACGGUGGACUCCCUGAAGCUUCUGGCGCAGGGCCACGGCGCCAUGCUACCUGAGGACGGUUACCCGGAAGGCGCCAUGGUGGAAGACGGCUGCCACGCCAACGGGCGGCCCGGCGUUGGGGUCAGAGUUCAGGGAGACGAAAGCGAGGAGGAGGUGUGUCUCAGCAGUCUGGAGUGUCUGAGGAAUCAGUGCUUUGAUCUGGCUCGGAAACUGAGCGAGACGCAGCCGUCCGAUCGCCCCGCCCUGCACGCCCUCCAUCACCAACAACAAAACCCAAUGGACCCGCAGAUGGUGCAUCACCUGAACAGGUAUGACAGCUGCCUGCAGGGUAUGCCAGAUGAGCCCAGGUGCCUGGAGCGCAGCUACUCCGACAUGGCGAACUUGAUGAAACUAGAGGAGCAGCUGAGUCCGGCGUCCAGAGGUUAUCCGACCAGCUGCAGCCAAGAAGGCGACGAAGACACGACAUCGGUGGCCUCCGACCGCUCGGACGAGACCUUCGACAUGGCCAAGGGAAACCUGUCGCUGCUUGAGAAGGCCAUCGCCCUGGAAUCAGAGAGGGCCAAGGUCAUGAGGGACCGGAUGGCCUCGGAGCAUACGAUGCCCCGGCGGGAUCACCAUCAUCAUCGCGGCCACGGCGAACAUAACCCGAGGCUGAGCACCACCGCCGAAGAGCGCAAGUCCAGAAUGCAUCACGACGGGUUGAAGAGGGCGUACUACCCUAAAGAUUCCUCCAGGGGCGAGAAGAAGGAGAGCAAGUGUCCGACGCCAGGCUGCGACGGGACAGGUCACGUGACGGGUCUGUACCCGCACCACCGCAGCCUGUCCGGGUGUCCUCACAAAGACCGAGUCCCGCCUGAGAUCCUUGCCAUGUAUGAAAAUGUUUUAAAGUGCCCUACUCCUGGCUGUUCUGGACGGGGUCAUGUCAAUAGCAACAGGAACUCUCAUCGCAGUCUGUCCGGCUGUCCCAUUGCUGCCGCAGAGAAGAUGGCGAAGGUCCACGAGAAGAGCCACACGACUGACAGCGGCAGUAAGACCAAUCAGACGUCAGAUCGUGUACUCAGGCCAAUGUGUUUCGUUAAGCAGCUGGAGAUCCCUCAGUGUGGCUACAAGAACAACGUUCCCACCAGCACGCCGCGGUCCAACCUGGCCAAGGAGCUGGAGAAAUACUCCAAGACCAGCUAUGACUACAGCAGCUACGAUGGCCAGCAUGGCGGCUACGGAAAGAGAGGCCCAACAACCAAGUCCCACCACGGGCGGGACACCUCCCCGAAGGGAUACGAUGCUAAGCGCUACUGUAAGAGCCCGGCCAGCAGCACGACCAGCAGCUACGCUCCCAGCAGCAGCAGCAGCCUGAGCUGUGGAGGGGGAGGAGGUGGAGGAGGAGGGGAAGGUGGAGGGGGUGGAGGAGGAAGCAGUGCCAGCAGCACCUGCAGUAAGAGCAGCUUCGACUACACCCACGACAUGGAGGCGGCUCACAUGGCGGCCACCGCCAUCCUCAACCUGUCGACGAGGUGCCGGGAGCUCCCACACGCUCUGGGAGGGAAACCCCAGGACCUGCUGACACAGAGUCCGGUUGGCGACAUGGACGACAGCGGUGCGGUGGAGGUGGCCGGUCAGCCCGGCGGUCCAGAAGGCAGCGGGACGGUGUUGACCCCCCUGCAGCCGAUGUCGCCCCAGCGGCAGGCUCUGCUCAGCAGCCGCUGCUACCAGCUGAGCGAAGCCGACUGCUGGGAUCUGCCCGUCGACUACACCAAGAUCAAACGGCUGGGAGACGAGCAGGACCACAAAGAGAGCGACGAGUUGGAUCCCUUCCAGGAGCUGCUGGACGAGCAGCGCUACCCGGCCGAGGUGACCAUGCCCAGCCCCAAACACCACAAAUACCCGCCCUGCAAGGAGAGCAAGAAGGAGCUCAUCACGUUGUCGAGCUGCCAGCUGGCUGACAAGAACAUGCGUGGGAUGAUGACGGCCAACUCACAAGAACUCAAGUGUCCGACCCCCGGCUGUGACGGCUCAGGACACAUCACCGGAAACUACGCCUCCCACAGGAGUCUGUCCGGUUGUCCACGAGCCAAGAAGAGCGGCAUCAAAAUCCUCCACAGCAAAGAGGACAAAGACGACCAGGAGCCAAUCAAGUGUCCGGUCCCGGGCUGUGACGGACAGGGUCAUGUGACGGGGAAGUACGCCUCUCAUCGCAGCGCAUCAGGCUGCCCCCUGGCGGCCAAGAGGCAGAAGGACAGCUACGUCAACGGCUCGCAGUUUGUCUGGAAAUCUGGCAAGACAGACGGCAUGACCUGCCCGACCCCGGGCUGUGACGGUUCAGGACAUGUCAGUGGGAGCUUCCUGACCCAUCGGAGUCUCUCCGGUUGUCCCCGUGCUACCUCGGCCAUGAAGAAGGCCAGGAUGAGCGGCGUGGAGAUGCUGACAAUCAAGCAAAGGGCGAGCAAAGGCAUCGAAAACGAUGAAGAAAUAAAACAGCUGGAUGAAGAAAUCAAAGAUCUGAACGAGUCCAACAACCAAGUGGAGUCAGACAUGAUAAAACUGAGGACACAAAUAACCACCAUGGAGACCAACCUGAAGUCCAUCGAGGAGGAGAACAAGGUGAUCGAGCAGCAGAACGACUCGCUGCUGCACGAGCUGGCGAACCUCAGCCAGUCGCUCAUCAACAGCUUAGCCAACAUCCAGCUUCCACACAUGAGACCGCUGCCACAGAAAGAGGCCCCAGUAAAGCAUAACUGCUGUUUGCAGAUGCCUCCCAGAGAGCCAAUGAAUGAACAGAACUUUGACACAUAUGUGAGUACAUUGACAGACAUGUACACCCACCAGGACCAGUACCAGAGCCCGGAGAACAAGGCGCUGUUGGAGAACAUCAAACAGGCUGUUCAGGGCAUCCAGGUCUAGCCCUGACCGAGGCCAAAAUAACAAAUGCAAAGCAAAAACAACAACAACAACUAAAAAAAAAAGUCAAAUAGAGGGGAAUGGGUUGUUUUUUGCUGCUGUAAUCUACCAUACUUCUUUUAUUUCUUCUGCUGUAAUGCUCUCAACUCCAUGGGUAUCUCUUUUUUUAUUAUUUUGAUUGUUGUUGCCUUGCUUUGAAAAACAAAUUACCAAUGUUUUAAACGAACAUUCACGUUUUGUACAUUUUCAUAUGACCUAAUAUAAUGUGAUGUACUGUUUAUAGCUGCUAAUGUAUGCACAUUCUAGUGUAUAUGUAUGUAUUUAUUUAUUGUAAGCUUGAAUCAUUUCUUAUUUUAAUGCGAUUUACAUGCAUCGAAUAUAACUGGGCGUCACGGGUUUAACAGGGAGCAGAGUGGCGUGGGGAACGUGAAGAGCAAUCACUUUUUGGGAAGGCGUUUCUCACGAGCUGUAAAGCUGGAGGUUGUUAAAUGGAUGUAAAUUCAUUGAUUUUUUUGUAAUGUUUGAAAGUGGAACGUGUGGACACUAAUGUUAUUGUAAAUCUUUAGCUAAAAAUUAUGAGAAGAACCAAUGCUACAAACAAGAAGAUCUCAAACAUCAUGACACGGAAACUUACUGGUGCAAAUCCCAUCAUCCCCCUACGGAGUUGUUUGGUUUUAAACUGUCCUGUUCUUUCGCUGUUCUUUGUUCGUGCAAAGAAAAAAAGCGGGAAAGACCAAUGGCUACAGAAAAUGUAGGAGACAAUCUGCCAUUCUGAAUUAAUUUUAAAUCAUCAACCUUGACUAGCUAAUAGGGACAGCGUGUCAGCAAUAUUGGUAUGAUAAUAUUAAACCGUUUGUUUAGAUAUGCGAUGCAAUCUAUAUUAAAAACAAGUUUGGGUAUAUGCAAUUUCUUAUGAAUAAAACUAGCAAAGAGCUGAUAGAUCUUUUUACUAAAUGUAUUGCGUUUUGUAUAAACCUUUUACUACAAUCAUGUUUUAGGAAUCUGACGCGGGUGAAAGGACUUUGGUUCUGUCAUGUUUGACUUUGCACAGGGACACCUUUGUUUCCAUGUUUUGAUGUUUUUAUUGUCGAUUAAGAGGCGCUUGGCAGGCGAAAAAAGAUUUGUAGAUAUGAUUUUUCUUUCUAAAGGCUGACGGCUCCGCUGGACUUACAGGGUCAAACGUCCCCAUCUGUCAUUGUGUAUAUUGCACUCGUUCUGUAGAAAACGUCUUUCCAGUCAUGCAUUUAAUUGUCUGAGCCACAAUGGGACAUGAUGCCAGAUGACAUGAUGACCAAGCAGCGCUUUUUUUUUUUUUUUUUUUUAAAUUAUCUUUGAUUGUUAUUGAAAAGAUGAAUGAAAACUAGAGCCAGCAGUUGUAAAGCGAUGUCUGUGCACUGAAUUUACUGACUGAGUAUUUGAUCUGAAUCAGCCUUACGAUGACAUUCAGUCUGAAAUCACAGUACUGGUGGAGUAUGUUUUCUGAACACCGUCGAUCAUGCAUGCACUUUAUUGGAGUAUGUCAAAGUAUUAUCACGUGGUAAAUGAAGCAAAAACUGUACAGCGAGUUUGUGGAAACUGUGACUUCGACAAGACUUUGUGCUGGUGAUUCCUGUUUGAAAGCGACCUGGAGCAAAUCUCACUGAGUUGAUUUGUUAUUUAAAGGAAAACUCCCCCGCUGGUCCCCUCACAUCAUCAACCUCCUCCAACUCCAACAUUUAGUAAACCAGAAUGCAUUGUUGCGUUGAGAUAAAAUUUUGUUGAAAAGUGGAACUUUUACCUGUUUUUUUUUUGUUUUGUUUUAUUUUUUUAAAUUGGAUCCAGGCUUUUUUUUUCCAGAAAUGAGAGCUGCAACCAACAAAUAUUGCCAUUAUGGAUUCAUCUGUCAGUUAUUUUCUUGAUUAAUUGUUAUUUUUUUUAUAAAAUGUUAGAGAAUAGUAAAGAAUGACCAUUUUAAUUCACCGGAGUCAAAGGUGAUGCCUUCUGAUAUUCAGUUUUCUAUCAUAUAUGACAAAGUAAAGCAUUAAAUCCUCACAUUUGAUGUAGUAAAACUAGCAAAUUUUUGGCAUUUUUGCCUUAAAUAGUGACUAAAAUGCUUUACUAACAACCUAGAGUUACGGGGGAGGUGUUAAUAACGUAAAAUUUGUAUUUAUUUUCUGGAUAGACAGUGUUAGGAGCACUUCAAGAUUUGGUUUGACAUGAAACUCUCUUGGUUGAAUUAUUGGCUCUAGGUUCUUGGGUUAAAAGCUUGUGGACAUAAAAACUGAAGCGGAGACAUCAACUAUGGUUCACAAGUUGCAUUUUGGGAGGACGCAUCCAAUUACUAUGCUACAAAUUUAAUUACCCAUUUUGAAAAACUGCAGCUUAAAUUGAUUCAUGUACAGAUUCUGGGUCAAUGCUGGAUGAGUUUGGCAACUAUGACACUAUGCUGUGAUCCUAUCUGGCUUAAUCUCCAUAGCAACAAACGCCUAGGCUCAUGGUUAUCAUAGGAUUUAGAGCCCUCCAACAAACUUAUGGAAAAAAACCUGAUAAAACAUGCACUUAUAUUACCAUUACAUUGUCCAAGAGCCUCCUGUGAUUCUCCUGUGAGGAUAUGAUAGGAAGAAAAAAUUGAAAUGUGAGUUUACAGUGAGAAUUCAAGAGCUAAAAUUCAUCAGUCUGGUCAGGUGUCGGACCUCAACCUGCCUCUUCUAUUUCUAGUUCAGGUUUUGAUUUCCUGCAUUUUUCAGAAUGUAUUUCGAUAGCCUGCAAAGAAAUUGACCAAAAUAUUGUUACUUGCAGUGAAAUAAUACACAUGAUGGGUAUAAAUCCUGUUUAUUAGCCGAAUAAUCUGUAAACAAAGUGGUACGUCUUUCCUCUACUUAAAACUCAAACUUCUUCCUGUGUUGCUUUCUGCUCUAAUUUCUGACUUGUCUUUUCAGGAACAGUUUCUCCAUUUCUCUGGAUAAUUCACUGCAAACAAAUAGAGGGUCGUUCCAGUGAAAACUGUCCAGACUAUCCAGAGAAAAUGAGACAUGCUUGCUGGAAAAAAGUUGCUAUUAAAUUAUUUUAUGUAGUUUUUCAGUGCUGUGAGCACCACAAACUAAACUGCAUUUACCUACAUUGUAUUGGAGCGGAGGCAGAAAUCUCAAAGUAGAUAUCUUGCAUGACUAGAUACAACUAGGUAUGAGUGGAAAAUAUGAAAAUUAUGAACCUACCCUUUAAAAAGAUAACCAGUAUGUGCAGUAGCAAAUGCUUAGAUGAUAAUGCAUAGAUGCAUAGAUGCAUUAUACAUAAUCUUGUCCACAUUUCCCAAAAAUAUGCCUAAGAAGGUAUGAAAACAUGCCAGCUUGGGUUUGAAUUGCCCAUUUUCUCCCAGUGUACUCAUCCCAUAGCGCCAAUAAAGUGUUGGAACAAGCAGAUCAAGUAAAUAUAUGGAUAAUAUGAGACAUUGUGGAAAAGAUUUGACUUUCAUGUUGAAAAUCUAAAACCUAAACCAAAUCGUUACCAUUUCAUUGAUGAUUCUGAAGGUCUGACGGACAAAAACCUGCAGUUUGAUCUUUUUAGACAAACUAAACAUUUCUCCACUAUGAGUCUGGUUUUCCACAUGCAGGAGGAAACUGCUAACAGGGGGAGUUUUCCUUUAAACAUGUUUCUUCUUUGGACUUUUACUGCAAAGCCUCAUUCUCCGACAUCUCUUCCCAAAGCUUUGUGUCUGCAGCUUCCUGCCAGUAAACUACUGCAUUAGAUAGACUGACAGCUUGUACUUUUUUUAUUUAGUCAGUUAUUCUUACUGAUACAAAGGAAAUGGGAGUUAAAGCACAAUUCUGCCACUUAAAGACAGUCAAUAGACUAGAUAUUGUAAUAUCAGAUGUAAAAGCUAAACUGUAACUAUUUACAUAGAGAAUCUCAACACUAACAUGUGACAUGCUAGAAUGCAAAAGAAAUCCAUAUGAAUAUUUGUGAAAUCAUAAUGAAAAUAUUUCUUUUGAGCAGUGCAUUGAUAAGGGUUUUUAUACAUUGUUCAUUUUCUCUCCUUUAACCCUUUUUCUAUGUUACUUGCAAACUUUCAACAACAGUUUUCUUACCACAUGGCAUGGGUUUUGUUGAUAUUUUUGCUGUAUGUUUAAGGUCACGAGUUGCUACGUGAUAUUUUAAUUUGACUUGUGAAGUUUGUACAAUUUUUAUCAUGCUGGUGUUGGCAUCUCUUGCUCUGAAUAAAUCUUGUG